AUGGGCCGGAGCCGGCGGCGGGCGCGGGUGCUGAUGUCAGGCCGGCGCUUGUGCGGCGGUGGCGGCGGCGGUGGCGGUGGAGGUGGCGGCGGCGGCCGCCCAGCAGCCCGGGCGCGGCAGCGGCGGCCGUGCCUGUGUCUGCAGCGGCGCGGGGUCCGAGCGCGCGGCGGCGGCGGCGGCCGCGGCGGCGGCGGGAGUGGGGACCCGGGCGGGGACAUGGCGCUGCGGAGGCUGCCGCUGCCUCUGCCGCCGCUGCUGCUGCUGCUGCUGAGCGCCGCGUGCCUCAUCCCGCCCGGCGCGCAGGUGAGGCGGCUGGCGCGCUGCCCCGCCACUUGCAGCUGUACCAAGGAGUCCAUCAUCUGCGUGGGCUCCUCUUGGGUGCCCAGGAUCGUCCCCAGCGACAUCAGCUCCCUGAGCCUAGUAAAUGGGACGUUUUUGGAAAUCAAGGACCGAAUGUUUUCCCAUCUACCUUCCCUGCAGCUGCUACUGCUGAAUUCCAACUCGUUCACGGUGAUCCGCGAUGAUGCCUUUGCUGGGCUCUUUCACCUCGAAUACCUGUUCAUUGAAGGGAACAAAAUAGAGACCAUUUCAAGAAAUGCCUUUCGGGGCCUCCGUGACCUGACUCACCUUUCUUUGGCCAAUAACCAUAUUAAAGCACUACCGAGGGACGUCUUCAGUGAUUUAGACUCUCUGAUUGAACUAGACUUAAGGGGUAAUAAGUUUGAAUGUGACUGUAAAGCCAAGUGGUUGUACCUAUGGCUAAAGAUGACAAACUCUACUGUGUCCGACGUACUGUGUAAUGGUCCCCCAGAAUACCAGGAAAAGAAGCUCAACGAUGUGACCAGCUUUGACUAUGAAUGUACCACCACAGAUUUCGUUGUUCAUCAAACUCUGCCGUACCAGUCGGUGUCGGUGGACACGUUCAACUCCAAGAACGAUGUGUUCGUGGCCAUUGCUCAGCCCAGCAUGGAGAACUGCAUGGUGCUGGAGUGGGAUCACAUCGAGAUGAACUUCCGGAGCUAUGACAAUAUUACAGGCCAGUCCAUCGUGGGCUGUAAGGCCAUCCUCAUUGAUGACCAGGUCUUCGUGGUGGUGGCCCAGCUCUUUGGUGGCUCUCACAUUUACAAAUAUGAUGAGAACUGGACCAAGUUUGUCAAAUUCCAAGACAUCGAAGUCUCUCGCAUCUCCAAGCCCAACGAUAUCGAGCUGUUCCAGAUCGACGAUGAGACGUUCUUCAUCAUUGCGGAUAGCUCCAAGGCCGGGCUGUCCACCGUGUAUAAAUGGAACAGCAAAGGGUUCUACUCGUAUCAGUCUCUGCACGAGUGGUUCAGGGACACGGAUGCAGAGUUUGUGGACAUCGAUGGGAAAUCACACCUCAUCCUCUCUAGCCGCUCCCAGGUCCCCAUCAUCCUCCAGUGGAACAAAAGCUCCAAGAAAUUUGUCCCCCACGGUGACAUCCCCAACAUGGAGGACGUGCUGGCUGUGAAGAGCUUCCGGAUGCAGAACACUCUGUACCUGUCCCUCACCCGCUUCAUCGGGGACUCCCGUGUCAUGCGCUGGAACAGUAAGCAGUUUGUGGAGGUCCAGGCACUGCCGUCUCGGGGGGCCAUGACCCUGCAGCCCUUCUCCUUCAAAGAUAAUCACUACCUAGCCCUGGGGAGUGACUACACGUUCUCGCAGAUAUAUCAGUGGGACAAAGAGAAGCAGCUGUUCAAAAAGUUCAAGGAAAUCUAUGUGCAGGCACCGAGGUCAUUUACAGCCGUCUCCACUGACAGGAGGGAUUUCUUUUUCGCGUCCAGUUUCAAAGGGAAAACAAAGAUUUUUGAACACAUCAUUGUUGACUUAAGUUUGUGAAGGUGUGGUUGGGGAAUUAAGAGACAUGGUAGCAUAGCUCUCAUAAGAGAAGGGGCUAAGAAGAAAUCAAAUGAAAUCCUCAAAUAAGCCAGGCUCGGAGCUCUGAAACUAAAAAACUUAAAAUGCACUGGGGGAGCUAGUUAGAAGUUUUCAAACUUUUAGGAUUCACAUUUAAAAUAAUCAGGGAUUGCAUUUUUUUUUUUUUUUUGGCUGACUGCAUGACACGCCCAUUCUGCCAUUAAAAAAAAAAAGACAUCUUAAAGCCUGUAAUUUCUGAGAAAAGAGUAUAGCAUUUACUCUUACCAUCUAGGAAAAAAAACUCGUUUUUUCUUUAUUUUUGUUUAUUUAUUUGAGAGUGGUAGAGAGAGAAAGAAGCAGAGAGAGAGAGAGAGAAUGGGCACACCAGGGCCUCCAGCCACUGUAAACGAACUC
Molecule: messenger RNA, 2286 nt
Organism: Jaculus jaculus (lesser Egyptian jerboa)
Lineage: Eukaryota; Metazoa; Chordata; Mammalia; Rodentia; Dipodidae
Gene: Lgi2
Product: leucine rich repeat LGI family member 2
Exons: 9
Coding region: 1-1854 (617 amino acids)
Biological process (GO): inhibitory synapse assembly
Molecular function (GO): protein binding
Source: RefSeq, a predicted model, not a curated record